Messenger RNA from Dermacentor andersoni, 3069 nucleotides. Its product is annotated as dermonecrotic toxin LsaSicTox-alphaIB2i-like. Lineage: Eukaryota; Metazoa; Arthropoda; Arachnida; Ixodida; Ixodidae. The record is from RefSeq and is a predicted model, not a curated record. Gene Ontology annotation, molecular function: phosphoric diester hydrolase activity. Gene Ontology annotation, biological process: lipid metabolic process.
UCCACAACUCUUGUUUGCGCGCCGAUGCAGGUGACGCAUUAACAGGUGAAAGCUUUCUACACUGGGAAACGAAAACAUAAUUCUAUCAGCAACCAUUGCGUGAUCACGCCAGUGAAAGCAUUUGUUAUCUAAUCGACACACAAUUUCUGUGUUUUCUUCUUUGCACCAUCAGUGCUCCUCAUACCGCUUUUUUUUACUUUUUUACGUAUUUCUUUCUUUCUUUCUGAUGCGUGUAUCGAGUGAAGGUUACCGCAUUCCCAGAUUGAGCACGAGGUGAUAUGCUGGGCCUGUAUAUAGCCUGUAUAUUCGUGGGCAAUAAAGUUAGUCGUGAGUCUGGGCUCUCGCUGUUUCCAGUGCUGUACGUCUCUACUAGUUCUCUGCGCCAGUGCUACAACGGAAGAAGGAAGUCACCCGACGAAGCACAACGCAGUCGCCGACGUCUGCUUCGAGGACGACGGUCGCGGACAGCUCUGGGGCACGGCGAAUUGGUGACGGUGAGCAGCCAUAGGGUGAAGACUGACCGGAGCAGCGAGACGCAAGCGAAACAGCGGAUCAUGCUAGCAGAGACUUCGCGGCUGCGGGCCAUCCUCGUUGUUCUGCUGACGACUCCUCACCUCGUGAGCGCCUCCGGUCAGAGGCCCGUGUACAACAUCUACCACAUGGUGAACGCGAUCUGGCAAGUGGACGAGGGCAUGGAGCUGGAUGCCAACGCCAUCGAAUCGGACGUCGCCUUCGACAGUGACGGCACCGCGUCCUGGUUUUACCACGGAGUGCCGUGCGACUGCUUCAGGUGGUGUAACCGUUACGAGAAAGUGCCUGCUCUCCUGCGGUACCUCCGGCGAACAACAGACGGGGGCAUAUAUGAAAAGCGUCUCACCCUGCUAUUUUUGGACCUCAAGACCAGCAGUCUUUAUCCGGACAAGAAGUACGUGGCAGGCGUCGACAUUGCGAGAAAUCUCCUGAAUCAUCUGUGGCUUGGAGUCCCUGUCACGAAGGCGCUGAACGUCCUGCUGGCAGUACCCAGCGUCGACGAUGCAGAAGUGUUCCGGGGAGCGGUACAUACCAUCCAUCGCCAAAGGCCCGACAUGAUCGACAAGAUAGGAUUCGACAUCACCAACAACGAGGACCUGAACACUAUUGAGAAGAUGUACCGGCAACUCGGCAUACGAGGUCACCGGUGGCAAGGAGACGGUAUCACCAACUGCCUCUCUUUCCUUCGACCUGCCCGCAGGAGGAACAGCGUCGUCGCAAACCGCGACGAGGGAGAACCAUACGGCUUUGUCGAGAAAGCUUACCAGUGGACCAUUGAUAUUCCGCACCAGCUCCGGCUGUCUCUCAGGAAUAACGUGGACGGUAUAAUCACAAAUAGACCGGACCGCUUGGCAUAUAUUCUCAAGGAGAAAGAAUUUCGAAGCAGGAUGCGACUCGCCAACGUCUCCGACAGCCCGUGGACUCGUUUCGGAUGUCACCGCAACUGCGAAAGCAAGCCCUUCAUUUCAAUGGACGUUCUGAGUGACGACGGAAUCGAUGGGGCUGCCAUACGUGCUUAACUCAAACAGCCAGGAUGGCUAUAGAAUGAUUGGGUAGUCAUGAUUCCGAUGAAAGCUCGUCUGCUCAGUUAGCAUGUUAGAUUAAUGAAAAAUUACGCUCACUGACCAAGUCGAAAAUGAAAAGUUUGACGUUUCUGAGCUUACGUCUGAUGCAUUGAGAACAAGGAACCUGCUGAAACGACAAACUUUUCACGUUGGACUUGGUCAGUGACCGUAAUUUUUCAUUACUGCAGAACGAAUGGGUGUCCCAAGCAGUGAUGGCCGCGAAUUGCCUCCGUGGCAUUGCCUGCAUAGAAAACAACCGAGCGUGCAGCCAUACUGUCCAGGAGUGCCUGCCGUGCCUCGACAAGUGUUCAUCGCAUGUAAGCCCACAAGGUUUUCAAGCCAGAGCACGCGUACCAACCACUAAGAUGAAGCGACCAGUAAAAUUAAGCAACCGAGUUGCGACCCCACAGAAUGAAGAUUUUUAGCGCGCAGCGCCCGUUCCUGCGUUGAGCGUUGUCGUCGUCGGUGUAACCGAGCGAGUGAGCACAGCGAAGAAUGAAAGAGUGAACGCGGAGCGCAGCUGGGGAUGAAAGACGGCGAGAGCACGGAAAGCGCGAGUAGGAAAGCGUGGGAGGGUGAGGGUGCAGGGAUAGCAUGAGAAGAAUAUCGCAGGCGGAAAGCGUGGCGAAAGGGUGAGGAGGAAGGCAGAGUGCCGCACGAGACGCGCUUCACGGCAGUGGCCAGGCAUGCGACGAGCGCGUCCACCGAUGCCAUACAUGGAAACUAGAGCAAUGGAAACAAAGCGGUAGCCUGAGCUUCUGACCCACUGCGCAUACGAUACUUCGCCUGCACCGCCGACGCUAGAGAAUGCGCCCCGCACGAGCCCCGCAGACUCCGCGUUCCCAUUUUCACGCGUUCUUUCUGAACCGUGAGCGAUGCAACCGGUGGAAAUGCUUCGGCCGCCGCCGCUGUUAAAGAAGCUGCCUGAGGUGAGGCUCAGCGCCGCUGCCGAGAGGAUCCUGUCGUUCAGAAUCGAGCUCUAUGCCAAAAAAUAUCACGAAUUCAAAACACCUAAACAGUUGCGCCCAAAAUUCGCACUAAGGAGUAUCGUAAUCGGCCGGGAAUGUAAGACAGCGCUGGAGUUCGUCGGUGGUGGAAGUGUUAACUGCUCAGCGUUUAUUAUUAUUAUUAUUAUUAUAUUAUAAUUUAUAUUUAAAUUAUAUUAUUUAUAGGGGAAAUAUCAGCAUGGAAGAGAUAGAGCCGGGAUCAAUAAAGAAGUACCUUACUUUAUAAUCUAAUUAGAGCGCUGUAAUCGACGAUACAUACAAAGUAGAUAUAAGCAGAAUGCUAGACUACACUAGAUGUAUCAAAUCAUGAUUAGCUCAAGCGCAGACUAGGUUACUAUAUGUUGCCACCUUGCUUCAAGCGGAUGCCACCUCAUUGUGAAGCCAAGCACAGGAACUAACUCGACACAAGUCCUGGCUCUUAGAGGAGAGGAGUGCAACUGGCGGUGGUGCGGAGCAGACCGCCGUCA